CCCAUUUCCGGCGGCGGAGGCGGACCCGAAGGCCGCUUCCGGGUCUGGAAGUUUGUUGGGUUCUGCACGUGCGUCAGUCCCAGAGGUUCCUGGAUUACCUCUACCCUUGGAGGGGUUAUUAGGUCGGGACUUCCUUCAGGCCUAAGGAUGAAGGCGAGAAGAAAUAAAAAACAGGUUCCAAGCUUUCGCAAAUUACUGAAAACUAGUAAAGUUAAACUUGAAAACAAGCUAAAAAAUAAGCAAUUUAAACAACAAAGCUCUCUCAAGAAGUACCGAAAAGAACAGAGGAAACUAAGGCAAGCUGUAAAAGAUGCUGUAUCUAAAAAUCCCAUCCCUUUGGAGGACCCAAAGAAAAUACCACCAGUUAAAAGGCUGGAGAAGGAAGAAGAGGAAGAAGAGGAAGCUCUUCCUUUAGAUAUGAUGGAUGAAGAUGAUUUACAGUUAAUGAAGGACUUAGGACAAAGAGUAUCUUUUUUAACAAGAGAUCUUUCUUCUAGUGAGCCAGUUCAUGCCAAGAAACGAAAGCAUGAGCGCAUCAUUGAUAAAUACGAAAAAAUACCAAGAACUCUGCAAACUGCACCAGAGAAGGAACUGAUUCACUUGCUUCCUAUCAAAGAUAAAAGUGGUAUAAUCCCACAGACCAGGGAGAAACUCGUUGUUAACAGUAACAAAGAUGAAGAAGAUCAAGAAGAAGAACUGGAACUUGAGGAAGAGACCAUUGAAGAGCCUAUUCGAGAGCUGACUAUAGAAGAACAUUUGUUUGAGAGGAAGAAGAAACUGCAGGAAAAGAAAAUUCAUAUUGCAACCUUGGCAUCUGCCAUAUUGUCAGAUCCCGAAAGUAAUAUUAAAAAACUAAAAGAGUUACGUUCCUUGCUGAUGGAACAAGAUCCUGAUGUGGCUGUUACAGUUCGAAAGUUGGUGAUAAUUUCUCUGAUGGAGCUAUUUAAGGACAUUACUCCUUCAUAUAAAAUUCGGCCCCUCACAGAAGCAGAAAAAUCUACUAAGGUCCGCAAAGAAACCCAGAAAUUAAGAGAAUUUGAAGAAGGGCUAGUUAGCCAAUACAAAUUUUAUCUGGAAAAUUUGGAGCAAAUGGUGAAAGAUUGGAAGCAAAGAAAGCUGAAGAAAAGUAAUGUGGUCUCCUUAAAGGCAUACAGAGGACUGGCUCAAGUGGCUGUGAAAAGCCUGUGUGAGCUGUUGGUGGCUCUGCCUCAUUUUAAUUUUCACAACAACAUCAUUGUAUUGAUUGUCCCUCUCAUGAAUGAUGUGUCAAAAUCAAUAUCUGAAAUGUGUUGUGAGGCAGUAAAGAAACUCUUUAAACAAGAUAAAUUAGGCCAAGCUUCUCUUGGUGUGAUUAAAGUGAUUUCUGGCUUUGUGAAGGGCAGAAAUUACGAAGUUAGGCCAGAGAUGUUGAAAACAUUUUUGUGCUUAAGAAUCAAGGAAGUAGAACUGAAGAAAGAUACAGAGGACAUUAAUAAACCAAAAAAGUUCAUGACUUUUAAGGAAAAGAGAAAAACACUAUCAAGAAUGCAGAGAAAGUGGAAGAAAGCAGAGGAAAAACUAGAGCGAGAGCUUCGGGAAGCAGAAGCUUCAGAGAGUACAGAGAAAAAACUUAAACUGCACACGGAGACUUUGAAUAUCGUGUUCGUGACCUACUUCAGAAUAUUAAAGAAGGCUCAGAGAUCACCUCUCCUGCCAGCAGUUUUAGAAGGUCUUGCCAAGUUUGCUCACCUUAUAAAUGUGGAAUUUUUUGAUGACUUAUUGGUAGUUCUUCAUACUCUAAUUGAAUCUGGUGACCUAAGCUAUCAAGAAAGUCUUCACUGUGUGCAGACUGCUUUUUAUAUUCUUUCUGGGCAAGGUGAUGUUUUAAAUAUUGAUCCAAUGAAAUUCUAUACGCAUCUUUACAAAACACUGUUCAAAUUACAUGCAGGUGCCACCAAUGAAGGUGUUGAGACUCUACUCCAGUGCCUUGAUGUCAUGCUAACCAAGCGCAGAAAGCAAGUUUCUCAGCAGCGAGCCCUUGCCUUCAUCAAGCGUCUUUGUACCGUUGCUCUUCAGGUUCUGCCAAAUUCAAGCAUUGGCCUUUUAGCUACUACUCGGACAUUAAUGCACACUUUCCCGAAAACAGAUCUGUUACUUGACAGUGACUCUCAGGGAAGUGGGAUUUUCCUGCCUGAGCUGGAUGAACCUGAGUACUGCAAUGCUCAGAACACUGCCCUGUGGGAACUACAUGCACUGCGGGGACAUUAUCAUCCCAUAGUGCAGAGAUUUGCAGCUCAUCUGCUCGCUGGAGCACCUUCGGAAGGUUCUGAAGCACUCAAACCAGAGUUGAGCCGAAGAUCCGCAGUUGAACUUUUUGAGACCUACAGCAUGGCAGCAAUGACAUUCAAUCCUCCUGUUGAAUUUUCAAACUCCAAAAGGAAAGAUAAAGUUUUACAAGGGGAGUCAUUUCUAAAUGAAGAUUUGAAUCAGUUAAUCAGAAAACAUUGCAAUGAAGUUGCUACUCAGUCAUCCUUGGAUUUCACCAAAUAUUUAAAAACAUCACUAAAAUAGUACAAAAAAAGAACAACAGUGGACUUUCUUUUGUACAUUUAUGUUUAUGUACAGGUACAUAUAAAGACAUGUUGUUAAUUUGGGACUUUUUUAUACCAGGAAAAUAUCCUAAGAACAGUUUGGAAGAAGAAGAAUCACUUUGUAUGGCACGGAGAGCUCUGCUCAGUUUUGAAAGUAUCAUUUCUUUAAGAAAGCAGAAUUGAGAGCCGUUCUUCCCAAUAUUUUGGAAUUUUCCUUCUUAAUGUACUGUUAAGUUACAGUUUUCUUUUUUGUGAUACUGAGAUUGAACUCAGGGAGUGCUGAACUAAAAAUGUUUCAGUUUGGAGACAGUCUCACUAAGUUGACUGGCCUUGAAAUCUGCCCCACAGCCUUCUGAGUAACUGUGAUUACAGGUAUUCACUGCCGAGCCCUCCGGCUCACUGUGUGAGGGGUGUGGUGAGGGAUGAAAUAAAAAAUGGUACCACAUCAGCAGUGUUUAAAAGGAGGUCUGGGAGGCCUGGGAGGUCAUGAGGAUAGGCAAAGACAGAGACCCCUGCUGCUGGCCAAUGAGAAGUGCAGAGAAAGUGAGACUUCCGGUGGAUAAUUUUAACAUCGCAAACCAGUUAAGACCUUUCCCGGACCCGGGUGCCUGCCCACCCUGUAUUUCCUCUGCACGCCCUGCUGCCAAUUGCCACUCUUCCCCGGAGCAGCCAACAAUGGACUGAAACCUCUACAAUGUAAGCUAAAUAAAUCUUUCCCCCUUUAACUUUGGGUGUUUUGUCUCAGCAGUAAAAAAAAUGACCAAGACAGCUACUUUCAAAAAAAACCUUAGGAUUUUAGUAUUUUGAAAUUGUGUGCAUUUUAUGACAUGUCCCUGGAGGAUGGUGGGGGAAGAGUUGUUCCCGGGAGAAAAAAACAAGUGUGGGAUUACCAUUCUAUUUUAGCAAUAAAGAGUACACAGCAGAGAGCCUUCUUUUCCCACUUAAUACAGGGAAAAUGUAUAUUCAUAUGAAUGUACUUACAAAGUAGUGUUUUAUAUAAUAGCUGUAGCAUAGUCGGAGAAUACUUUAUGAAUUAAUAGCUUAGUAAAAUGGCUUUUUUCUCUCUUUCCUAUUGUGAGUUUUUUGUUUGUUUUUCAAGGAACAGCAGUCCAACUAAAUAUUACUACUUCAGUCAUAGAAAGCCAGUUAUAUUGACCUGGAGCUUAGCACUCUUUUCUCAUGAGAUAACUUAACAUAGAAACUUCCUUUUCCAUUGCAGCAGAGAGGAAACAGACAUAAGCCUAACCAUGUAUGUUAGCAUAUGCUUAUAUGUAAUUUAAAAAGUAUUUCUGAGGCCAGAUUUUUAAGGCUUGAUUGUUUAAUGAUGAGAAAGGAAUGUUUCAGGAUAUAUUUGUAACCCAUCAUUUAUAUGUAAAACAGUCUAAGAAUUUAAAUAUUUGUGUGGAUAAGCAAAGGGUCUGUCACCAUCAGAGCACAGAGUGACCAGUGCCUAUCAGAAAUCAUUUAUUUCCAAACAUCCAAAUACAUAUUUCAUUUUGGCAGCAAAAAUUGUAAUUCAGGUGAAAAAUCAGUUUUAAAAUAGAAACUCAUCAACUGUUGUACGCUUGUAUUAUGCUUUUAACAUUCUUGUAUUAUAUAGUCAUAGUGGAACGACAAAAGUGUUUAUACAGUAUUUGAAUAUCCUAUAUAAAUUUGAGAAUAAAAUGUACUUUAUAUAA
Molecule: messenger RNA, 4249 nt
Organism: Cavia porcellus (domestic guinea pig)
Lineage: Eukaryota; Metazoa; Chordata; Mammalia; Rodentia; Caviidae
Gene: Noc3l
Product: NOC3 like DNA replication regulator
Exons: 21
Coding region: 148-2550 (800 amino acids)
Biological process (GO): DNA replication initiation
Cellular component (GO): nucleolus
Molecular function (GO): chromatin binding
Source: RefSeq, a predicted model, not a curated record